AUGAAGAAAAAGCUCGAGGACGCCAAGGGACUGUGGCCAGAACUACUGCCAGAAGUGCUAUGGGCAUAUCGCACAAUGACAAAGACGAGCAGAGGAGAGAUGCCUUACUCAUUAGUCUAUCGGACUAAUAUAGUAAUACUAGUCAAAGUCGGAGAGCCCAGUUUGAGAUACUCCCAUGAGAGCGAGUCGAGGAAUGAUGAAAACAGAAGGCAGGACCUCGACAAAGCCGAAGAACAGAGAGAUAUGGCCUACAUAAGGAUGAUCACCCAAAAACAACAGGCAGAACGCUACUAUAACAAGAAGACCAAAGUCAGACCACUCAAAGUCGAGGACUACAUACUUAAAGCCAAAACACAAGCAAGCAAAGACCUGCGGGAGGCCCCAGGACAUGACUACCUAAGUUCGGUAUUUGACCUCGUUCAACACAAAAAACCAAGUUGUUACGACUAA
Messenger RNA from Nicotiana tabacum (common tobacco), 450 nucleotides. The record is from RefSeq and is a predicted model, not a curated record. Lineage: Eukaryota; Viridiplantae; Streptophyta; Magnoliopsida; Solanales; Solanaceae.